Molecule: messenger RNA, 522 nt
Organism: Neospora caninum
Lineage: Eukaryota; Apicomplexa; Conoidasida; Eucoccidiorida; Sarcocystidae
Exons: 2
Coding region: 1-522 (173 amino acids)
Source: RefSeq, a predicted model, not a curated record
AUGGCCCCGAGAAACCCUUUGGCAAAAGAUCCGUUGCACGAUGACAGCUUGUUGAUGAUUCCACCGCCGGGCUUCAAAUUCAUUCCGAAAUCGGAGGUAAUCUGCGGAAAGGCAGGUUGUUUCGAAUGCUUUGAUAUCUAUUGUGAGCGGUGCGAGAGCAAGGAUCGUCGAAUUGUUGAACUUGAAAUGCGGAACAACGAUCUAGUCAAGUACAUCACGCAACUGCAAGCGAAGCUCUUCGGAGGUCCUUCAGUUUCUCAAAGGCGGCUACCGGUCUCUGGUUCCACUCUUGGCGCUCGAGCUCCAUCGGCACCCGGGCCAGGAGGACCGGGUUAUUCAGGUUACGCGUCUCAAGGUACGCCACCAUCCGUCGGUCCAACAGGGGAGCCAUUUGCUUUCAUUCAGUCCCCAAUUUUGUAUGACCCGUCAAUGGACCUGUCGUAUGUUGCUACCACCUCGUUCACACCCGCACCACCGGACUGCAUUGGUGGUCCCUCUGCCCCGCUUGGUGGGCGCAAGUAA